GUAAAAUCUGAUCCACUUUGACGGUUCAAUGAGUUUUGUAUGACAAACUAAUAGCUCUGAUACGGGAAAGGAGAAAACAUCACUACAGCCAGAUAGCCGAUAACCUUGUAUGCGAUAGGCAAUAUUUAAAACAGGCAUGCUAUAAGUGCGUGGGAACUUGACUCGCAAGGAUAACGUAGAAAAGGGAAUAGGAAAGGAUCGCAACCUGGGAAACAGUUGAGAUCCCGAGAAGGAGAAGAUUAACGAAGAAGUGAGCUACUUGGAAUAUCGUGAGAGGUGGCUGCCGCCCUGCGCCGGAAGUCGCGUGUCGACGGCGGCAGCCUAUACUCCCACCCUGGUCUCUCGAGCGUUCUUACGUUCUAGCAGUCGACCAACCUGCAACCAACACAAUUACCUGGCUGACUUCUAUAGACGGCGAAUCACGUCGGUAGAAGGUUUACUUGCCCGUGGUGGUUCCCCCGUACCCUAACGAACCCCCGGAGCUGAGCGCCGAUUGGUCGAUCCUGGUUUGCCAGGAGGCCGAAAGCCACCCUCUUCUGGUGCAACCGUCUGGCGUCUUUAGACGUUUAGACUCGUGAGGACACCCGUGCAACCAGCACGCGCACUCACUUUACCCUCGGGAUCAUUUUUACAUUUUAAUAUUACACUAGAUUACGUACUCUCGAGGCUACUCUUUCAUCGUGAAACCCCGUUAAGGCUCCAGCUUAAGGAUGCUAUCGUUUUUUAAGGAUCCUCUGUGCCUGCGAAACGAAUCAGUGGGAAUUCUUGUGAACCUUCGCGUGAGAGACUGAAUUGCGUGGGUGGCAGCGUAAUCGGGAAUGAUAUCGUGGCUGUGUGAUUCUUUGGAAUUUUAUGGAUGCUCGAGAGUCAAGAAAAAGGAUUAAGACCCAGUGAGAGUCAGAUGUUUCUUUUUUUGUUUUUUUCGAAGAUUCUCCCUGAGGAAGGUGUACCGUACGAGGUGGUUGCCGAAUCAGUGAGCGUUACAGUGUGAAGCGCAAUAUUAUUGCAUAAGUGGAACAUCAUGAUUUGGUAUUGGAAGGAAUGUCUACGCAAAGUCCUGCGUGAGGUAAAAUGAGCAGCAGCAAUAAAAAGCCUUCGGGCGGUAAAGACGACAAGAAGAAUCCUUCGAGCAAAGAGGAGAGUCCUGCCGGCGGUAAGGAUGACGGCGGCUCGGGAUCUACCGGAACCAAUGGAGGAGCAAGUGGAGAACCGUCGCAGCCAGGAAGUAAGCCUGGUUCCGCAGGGGCGACGGCGAGGGAAGGUGCCCAGAGAUUGUUGGGCCUUGCGGCCCGAGGGGAAUGGGCCCCGGUGGAUCAGCUGCUUAAGUCUUUGGAAAAGGCGGCGCAAAGCGCCGGAGAUGAUGGGAAUCCGGCGCCCUUGGCAGGCCUGAUGGACCCGACGACUGGAAUGACACCCCUCAUGUACGCAGUGAAAGAUAACAGAACAGGAUUCCUGGACCGGAUGAUAGACCUAGGUGCAGACGUUAGCGCACGGAACAACGACAAUUACAAUGCGCUCCACAUAUCUGCAAUGUACUCCAGGGAGGAUGUCGUCAAAUUGCUUCUGGCCAAAAAGGGUGUUGAUCCUUAUGCUACCGGAGGGUCAAGACAACAAACUGCCGUCCAUCUUGUUGCCUCCAGACAGACCGGAACAGCCACUUCGAUUUUACGUGCUCUAUUGGCAGCGGCCGGAAAGGACAUCCGCCUUAAAGUCGAUGGCAGAGGAAGGAUACCGCUUCUUCUGGCUGUGGAGGCCGGAAACCAGUCGAUGUGUCGUGAACUUCUAGCCCAACAGGCUCAGGAUCAAUUACGUGCUACCACACCCGCAGGCGACACGGCCCUUCAUCUUGCAGCUCGAAGAAGGGACGUCGACAUGGUCCGUAUCCUGGUGGAUUACGGCGCCACUGUAGACAUUCAGAAUGGCGAAGGUCAGACGGCUCUCCACAUCGCGAGUGCCGAAGGUGACGAGACUCUGGUCAAGUAUUUCUAUGGCGUAAGAGCAUCCGCCUCCAUAGCUGAUCAUCAGGAUAGGACUCCUAUGCACUUGGCUGCUGAGAAUGGACAUGCUUCCAUAAUAGAACUCCUCGCCGACAAGUUCAAAGCCAGCAUCUUCGAGAGGACCAAGGAUGGCUCGACUUUAAUGCACAUAGCGUCCCUGAACGGCCAUUCGGAAUGUGCUACUAUGCUAUUCAAGAAAGGAGUUUAUCUCCACAUGCCUAAUAAACGGGGUGCGCGUUCGAUCCACACGGCGGCCAGGUACGGCCACGUGGGGAUAAUCAGUACUCUUCUACAGCGUGGAGAAAAGGUCGAUGCUACUACCAAUGAUAAUUAUACGGCUUUGCACAUCGCCGUCGAAAGUGCCAAGCCUGCCGUCGUCGAAACUCUUCUCGGAUAUGGGGCGGAAGUGCACGUCAGAGGUGGGAAACUUCGUGAAACUCCUCUCCAUAUAGCGGCAAGGGUACCGGACGGCGACAGGUGUGCUCUGAUGCUACUAAAAUCUGGUGCUGGGCCCAACUUGACUACGGACGACGGUCAGACGCCUGUCCAUGUGGCAGCAAGUCACGGGAAUUUGGCUACGUUGCUUCUUCUUCUGGACGAUGGCGGAGAUCCUAUGUUCAAGUCAAAGAACGGGGAGACUCCUUUGCAUCUCGCAUGCAGAGGAUGCAGAGCGGAUGUGGUCAGACACUUGAUUGAAUUUGUCAAGGACAAGAAGGGUGCUGAUGUGGCCACUUCCUACGUGAAUAGCGUGACCAACGAAGGCGCCAGCGCACUUCACUAUGCGGCCCAAGUAGAGCCUUCCGAAGUGGUUAUUCCAGGGGACGAUCGAGCUGUGGUCCGAGCACUUUUGGAAGGCGGUGCAGACGUCUCCCUGCAGACGAGACAGGCUCAGGAAUCAGCUUUCCAUCAUUGCGCCUUAGCAGGAAACAACGAGGUCCUCGCGGAGAUGAUAAGUCACAUGUCGGCGACCGAAGUCCAAAAGGCCUUGAACAGACAAAGUGCUGUCGGAUGGACCCCUCUCUUGAUAGCGGCUCAUCGCGGGCACAUGGAACUCGUGACCACCUUGUUAGCCAAUCAUGCGAGAGUCGAUGUGUUCGACCUCGAAGGACGCUCUGCUCUUCAUCUGGCAGCGGAGCGUGGCUAUCUUCAAGUCUGCGAUGCCCUGUUGGCCAGCAAAGCCUUCAUCAACUCAAAAUCGAGAGUAGGACGAACUGCGCUUCACCUGGCGGCGAUGAACGGCUAUACGCACCUGGUUAGGUUCCUAAUCCAGGACCACAGUGCUGCUAUAGACGUACUCACCCUCAGGAAACAGACGCCACUUCACUUGGCAGCUGGUGCGGGCCAGCUGGAAGUAUGCAAGCUUCUGCUGGAAUUAGGCGCCAGUAUAGAUGCGACCGACGACCAGGGUCAAAAGCCCAUCCACGCAGCGGCUAUGAAUAACUAUGCUGAAGUGGCGCAGCUCUUCCUACAAAAACAUCCCAGUCUUGUAAUGGCCUAUACGAAAGAUGGGAACACUUGCGCCCACAUAGCAGCCAUGCAGGGCAGCGUCAGAGUGAUCGAGGAGCUGAUGAAGUUCGAUCGGCAAGGCGUCAUUUCCGCCGGAAAUAAACUUACCGAGGCUACGCCACUUCAACUAGCUGCGGAAGGCGGUCAUGCAGAAGUAGUAAAAGCUUUGGUCCGCGCUGGGGCAUCCUGUGCCGAUGAGAAUCGUGCAGGGUUCACUGCAGUUCAUCUGGCAGCUCAACACGGCCACGGUCAAGUCCUUGAGGUAAUGAGGUCCUCCCAAUCCCUCCGGAUCUCCAGCAAGAAACUCGGCGUGACAGCCUUACACGUUGCUGCCUACUUCGGUCAAGCCGAUACCGUCAGAGAACUUCUGACCCACGUUCCUGGAACAGUAAAAUCGGAUCCUCCGACGGGUGGUUCGCUGGUUGGUGAACUAGGAAGCGAGUCGGGGAUGACACCCCUUCACCUGGCAGCGUACUCCGGAAACGAGAACGUCGUCAGGCUCCUCUUGAAUUCGGCGGGAGUCCAGGUCGAGGCUGCCACCACGGAGAAUGGAUUCAAUCCUCUUCAUCUGGCCUGUUUCGGAGGUCACAUCACGGUGGUCGGCCUUCUGCUGAGCAGAUCUGCCGAAUUAUUACACAGUGCUGAUCGUUACGGGAAAACCGGGCUGCACAUAGCUGCUACUCAUGGCCAUUAUCAGAUGGUCGAGGUUCUCCUUGGUCAGGGUGCUGAGAUCAAUGCCACGGAUAAGAACGGCUGGACCCCGUUGCAUUGCGCAGCCAGGGCAGGCUACCUCGAGGUCGUCAAACUCCUGGUGGAGAGUGGCGCUUCUCCGAAAAAUGAAACAAACUUGGGAAGCGCUCCGAUAUGGUUCGCAGCCUCCGAAGGCCAUAACGACGUCCUGAAGUACCUCAUGGAAAAGGAACACGACACCUACGCCUUGAUGGAAGACAGAAGGUUCGUCUACAACAUGAUGGUGUGCAGCAAGAACAACAACAACAAGCCUAUCGAGGAGUUCGUCCUGGUGUCGCCGGCUCCGGUCGACACGGCAGCCAAACUCUCGAAUAUCUACAUAAAGCUGUCAGAGAAGGAGAAGGAACGUGCCAAGGAUUUGAUAGCGGCUGGCAAACAAUGCGAAGCUAUGGCGACGGAGCUUCUGGCCUUGGCAGCUGGUGCGGAUUCGGCUGGACGCAUUCUUACGUCCAUGGACAGGAGGAACGUCGAGUUCCUGGACGUACUGAUAGAGAAUGAACAGAAGGAAGUCAUAGCUCAUACCGUGGUCCAGCGGUACCUUCAGGAACUUUGGCAGGGAAGUCUGAAUUGGAACGCCUUCAGGACGAUUCUUCUCUUCGUCGCCUUCCUCAUCUGUCCGCCAGUCUGGGUCGUCUUCGCCUUGCCCUUAGGACACAAGUACAACAACGUCCCAAUUAUAAAAUUCAUGUCUUACCUGACCUCCCAUAUUUAUUUAAUGGUGUUCCUCCUGCUCGUGGGCAUCACUCCGAUAUAUCCUGUGGUUAGACCGAAACUUAUCCCAUACUGGUACGAGGUGUGUCUCCUGGUGAUGUUGUCCGGUUUGCUCCUAUUCGAGCUAACGAACCCUAGUGACAAAAGUGGCUUAGGAUGGAUCAAAUUGGCAGUGCUACUCUUCGGUAUGUUCGGCGUGGCCGUUCAUCUGAUGGGUUUCUGCGGCAUACCUGAAUAUCGCUGGCCGACGUUGCUCUACCUGAGGAAUCAACUCUUCGCCUUGAGCUUCCUUCUGGCUUGCGUCCAGAUCCUCGACUUCCUGUCCUUCCAUCAUUUAUUCGGGCCCUGGGCCAUCAUCAUCGGCAACCUCAUGAAGGACUUGGCCAGGUUCCUCGCAGUGCUGGCCAUCUUCGUCUUCGGCUUCUCCAUGCUCUUCGUUGCGCUCAAUCAAGCGUUCGAAAAUGGACCAAACAAAAACAUCAAGAUGCUGGACGCAUCGAGGAAGAACGCCUUCUCCGACGAUAUGUUGGCCAAUGAUACGGAAUGGACGACGGAGACGCAAACACUGGGGCCACAUCGGCGCUUUGGGCGCUACAAGAAAAAGAAUGAGUGUUGUGACGAAAGCACCCGAGAUUUAAAGAUGAACCCGGUACUCGCCUUCGAGUACCUGUUCUUCGCGGUCUUCGGCCAAACGACCCACAGCGAGCUCAAGGUCGAGACUGCGCAGCCGGAGUGGACCUCGGUCCUCUUCAAGCUGGCCUUUGGCGUUUACAUGUUGGUCUCGGUAGUGGUGUUAAUUAAUCUGCUAAUUGCCAUGAUGAGCGACACCUACCAGAGGAUACAGGCACAGUCAGACAUUGAGUGGAAGUACGGACUCAGUAAACUGAUCCGAAACAUGCACAGAACGACCACAGCGCCGUCUCCAUUGAAUCUUCUGACAACCUGGAUAGUCUACUUCAUUAAGGUAUGCAAGCAACGGGCGGCCAAACGGAAGCGGCCGUCCUUGGUCCACAUGAUGGGACUUCAGAGAACAGGUCGUAUGUCGCCGCGAUCGAAAAUGGGAGCCAAGUGGUUGGCCAAGGUGAAGAAAGGUCAAGUCCGACCAAAAGACAGCGUCACGUUAUCCGUGGUCCAUUUGAGUCCUUUGGGAAGCCAGCUGUCCUUCAACAGCGUGACGAGGAUCGAGAGUGUCGUCGAUUGGGAUUCUAUUCGCAAGAAGUACCUAGCCUUGACUGGUAACGAGCCUGAGAAGGACGUGGAGAAGGACGAAAAGGAGGAGGAAGACCAGAACGAAGAGGAACACGGAGCUACGGCCUCUAAUGCUUCUACGGUGCCAGCCACGGGCUCCACUCCUCCCAUCUAAGGGCCUCGAUACUUCCGGUGCUGUGGCAAGGACCAUGUCCGUUAGAGAUAGGACGCUGAGCAUCUAGAUUUAGAAGCUAUAAGAGAAUAGAGACGUAUCGUCGGAAGACUGUAUUUUUACGAAAUAAAAGCUCAUCCGCAGCCCUCAGCGGGUA
Cephus cinctus (wheat stem sawfly) is the source of this 6481-nucleotide messenger RNA. It is a transcript of the gene nompC, whose product is annotated as serine/threonine-protein phosphatase 6 regulatory ankyrin repeat subunit A. Gene Ontology annotation, molecular function: calcium channel activity; protein binding. The transcript is spliced from 14 exons. Gene Ontology annotation, biological process: GPI anchor biosynthetic process; calcium ion transmembrane transport. Gene Ontology annotation, cellular component: membrane; glycosylphosphatidylinositol-N-acetylglucosaminyltransferase (GPI-GnT) complex. The record is from RefSeq and is a predicted model, not a curated record. Lineage: Eukaryota; Metazoa; Arthropoda; Insecta; Hymenoptera; Cephidae. The coding region runs from base 1072 to 6327 and encodes 1751 amino acids.